Molecule: messenger RNA, 540 nt
Organism: Halichondria panicea
Lineage: Eukaryota; Metazoa; Porifera; Demospongiae; Suberitida; Halichondriidae
Product: nuclear envelope phosphatase-regulatory subunit 1-like
Exons: 6
Coding region: 107-496 (129 amino acids)
Cellular component (GO): cytoplasm; Nem1-Spo7 phosphatase complex
Source: RefSeq, a predicted model, not a curated record
CUUUUGAAUGUGCUCUUAUUAGAAUAUUAAAAUUCUGAUAAUUUACUCUAACAUACAGACUCAUACAUACUCUGUCUAACAUACUUGAUCUACUCUUAAAGUUAACAUGAACAGAGAGCAAGCUGAAGAUUUGAAAGCAUUUGAGCAAAGAUUGAUGGAGUGUGUGAGGUUUGUUCGAACUAGGACAAAAAAAUGGAGAUUCAUACUAGUUGGAGUGUUGCUGUGGUUCCUCUUGUCACUGUACAUUUGGUGGAUGGAUGAUAAUCAUUAUGAAGGUUACUGGGAUAUGAUGAGUGCUAACAAAAGUUUAACAGCUAGUCUUCUUGUGUUGACCUUGCUCUACGUUUUUGGAGUAUUUGAAAGAAACAAUGCAGCAAACAUUCUAACUUCAAGGUGUCAGAAUGUGCUCUAUGACUACAAUAUGUCUUGCGAUCAGGAAGGCAAACUGAUUAUUAGAAGAAAACCAGCAACAGUCAUUACUAGUUAUCCUAGUUAAUUAUCAUCCCAUUCGAAUUUAAGAAGCUGUUUAUUUUGCUGAAA